Molecule: messenger RNA, 2172 nt
Organism: Pelobates fuscus (common spadefoot toad)
Lineage: Eukaryota; Metazoa; Chordata; Amphibia; Anura; Pelobatidae
Gene: CPLX2
Product: complexin 2
Exons: 5
Coding region: 271-675 (134 amino acids)
Biological process (GO): regulation of neurotransmitter secretion; synaptic vesicle exocytosis; neurotransmitter transport
Cellular component (GO): SNARE complex; terminal bouton
Molecular function (GO): syntaxin binding
Source: RefSeq, a predicted model, not a curated record
GAGAGACAUAGAAAUAUAGUGACAGAAAGGGAAGAGGAAGGAGAAAGGCUGGGGAAAUACAAAUACCACAAGCAACAAGACUGAUUCUAAGCAUUCCAGGAUAAAGCAAAGGACGUUCCAUUUUGCUGCAUCGCUUUCUGCAGAGGGGGCAUUGCUUGUAAGGUCUUACAUCAGGAUGAAUGAACUAUUUUGUCAUUAAUAGAGUUUGCCAACCGCUGUGCAUGAAGCAAAUUCUUCUGUGACCAGUAGAACCAACCUCAAAGAAACAGUAUGGAUUUUGUCAUGAAACAAGCUUUAGGGGGGGCAACAAAGGACAUGGGGAAAAUGUUGGGUGGUGAGGAGGAAAAAGAUCCUGAUGCCCAGAAAAAGGAGGAGGAAAGACAGGAAGCCCUGCGACAGCAAGAAGAUGAACGUAAAGCCAAACAUGCCAGGAUGGAGGCAGAAAGAGAGAAAGUUCGGCAACAGAUAAGAGACAAGUAUGGCUUGAAGAAGAAGGAGGAGAAGGAAGCUGAAGAGAAGGCUGCUAUGGAACAACCUUGUGAGGGCAGUUUGACUCGUCCCAAGAAAGCAAUCCCACCUGGCUGUGGGGAUGAUGAUGAAGAAGAAGAAGAAAGCAUUUUGGACACCGUACUCAAGUACCUUCCAGGACCACUUCAAGACAUGUUCAAAAAGUAACCAAAACCACCAAUUUGGGACUUCUGCUCCAGCCAAACUUAUGUCCAGCAACAAGAAAAAGGGAAAGCCAAUGGAAACCUAGACUAAGAGAAAUACACAAAAGCACACACAUUGAUAACACAGAUUAGCAUAACAAGCUUUAGCACAAAUAUCGGAUGGUCUGCACAAACAAAUGUAAACAUACAUUCAUAUAUGCAGGCACACACACGUGCAUACAAAACAUGACUUUUGCUGAUUUAUAUACAUAUUUGGGAGAUUGGGCUUCUUGCCUCACACAAUAUUGCACGGACCAAGACUGUCACUGCUUCUUAAAAGUUAUUAUAUGCCGUGACGGAAUAUUCAGCUCCUGCCCAUUUUGGAGCAAUUCUACACAUGCUCAGUGCUGGGCAGGAUUCUUAGUUGGAAGGUCAGACAGGGGUUAUAUUCCUGCUCCACAUAAAUUUGCUAAAUAACAUUAAAAAAAAAAUUCUAAAUAACAUUAAAAAUCGUAAAAACACUCUUCCCGUGAGGAUGCAAGUAAAUAAAAGUGACUGAAUUCGUAUGUUGAUGUACAGAUCUUCUCCCUGCAUCUCGUAACCGGGAUUCACUCGGUGUGAUACUUGGAAACUUGGGAUAUGUUAUGAAAGGCAUGCAAUGAAAUCCUGCUGUGUUGCCAUCUGUAUCAUGUAUAUUGAGGUUUUUUUUAACACUUUUCUGCUCACUUUUUCCUUAUGUCUCCAAUGCUAAAGGGACAUGCAGUGCACAGCUUCCCUCGUUAAGUCUUUCUUAAAUAUACUUCUUGUCUUUUCCAAGAGAGCUGGUCAAUAUGCAUUCCUAUCUACACUUAAUCAGUUAUGGUGCAAUGUGGGAGCUGGAUGCAAACUGCACACCUCUUAGCAAUGGUCCUCAACGAACAGGAACAAUUAAAGAUGAGUCAGAAGGCUUGGAGCCAACCCUCAUCAGUACUUUGACAUGGACCAAGAGACUUCUUUUAGACUUCUAUGACUGUAAUGCUGAUUGCAUGCUUAGGAAAAGUAUGAGUGUUUGAUGCCUCUUUUUUUGAAAAUUGAAAACACUGUCUGUCUUAGUCCUGUGCAGAUCACCCAUAUUGACUGUUUACAUAUGUAAAUUAAGUACCAGAAUAGAACUACAUUGUUCAAACAUACAUUCACCUGUCUGCAUUCAUCAGCUCCAUCAGUUUGUUUGUUUAUCUCAUUUGUCACCCUCGAAAAAGGGCAGGCAUUUUACGGGAGUCUUUGGAAAUGUCUUUUUUUUUUUGGUCUAAGUUUUUUGGGGGGGGUUUUGUAAUCGAACCAAAGUGAAGUGUUUCUAUCUGUAUAUAUUUGUGUGUGUGUGUGUGUUUUGUCUUCUUUAUUAUCCCUGUAACAAGGUUACUUAGUUUGUUUGGUUUGAUUAUAAUGGACCAAAUAAUGAACACUGAUAAACUUAACGAUUUUUCCAUCAUGAAAAGUUUUUGUAAUGUUAAAUUUAAAAAAACAAAUAUAUAGAUAUACAUAA